Anisakis simplex (herring worm) is the source of this 825-nucleotide messenger RNA. NCBI's taxonomy places the organism in Eukaryota, Metazoa, Nematoda, Chromadorea, Rhabditida, Anisakidae. The record is from the annotation of a GenBank genome assembly.
AUGGAACAACAAACAUUGUCGAUUGCAAAAGCCGGAAUAAUCUGUCAACUGAACGCAAGAACAUCGGUUCUGGCCGCGGCGAAUCCAGUGGAUUCUCAAUGGAAUCAGCAAAAAACAAUCAUUGACAAUAUACAACUACCACAUACUCUUUUGUCCAGAUUCGAUUUGAUAUUUCUGUUAGUGGAUGCACAGGACGAGAAUUACGAUCGCAGACUGGCCAAUCAUCUGGUUUCACUUUAUUACAGAACAAACGAUGAGAAUGCAACAGAACAAGUGGAUAUGGCACUGUUGCGAGACUAUAUUGGUUAUGCGAAAACGUUUGUGCAUCCGAUAAUAGACGAUGCAGCAUCACAAUGCUUAAUUGAUAAGUAUUUGAAGAUGAGACGUGCGGGCACUGGUUAUGGACAGAUAUCGGCAUAUCCGAGACAGUUGGAAUCAUUGAUAAGACUUUCUGAAGCACACGCGAAAAUGCGAUUGAGCUCAGUCGUGUCGGUGCAGGACGUUGAAGAUGCUUACAGCUUGCACUGCGAGGCACUGAAGCAAUCGUCAGUGGAUCCGUCAACAGGUCGCGUCGAUAUAAAUAUUCUGGCGGCGGGAAUGAGUGCCACCAAUCGUAAACUGAUCCAGCACCUUUCUGAUGCAAUCACCUCGGAAUUGGCCAACAAAAAGGGUGUUUCGAUACCCAUUAAGAAGCUUAUCGUUCAGCUGAGACAGUCUGAUAUUUCGUUCAGCAGAGAUUUGCUCGAAGAGGCCAUCAAUAAUUUGGUAAAGAACGAAAAUGUGGUUCGUCUUGGGGAUAGAAUUCGUUACGUUUCGAAUGAUUGA